This is a messenger RNA of Cynocephalus volans (Philippine flying lemur), 3440 nucleotides long. It is a transcript of the gene CARM1, whose product is annotated as coactivator associated arginine methyltransferase 1. NCBI's taxonomy places the organism in Eukaryota, Metazoa, Chordata, Mammalia, Dermoptera, Cynocephalidae. The coding region runs from base 16 to 2010 and encodes 664 amino acids. The record is from RefSeq and is a predicted model, not a curated record. The transcript is spliced from 15 exons. Gene Ontology annotation, molecular function: protein-arginine N-methyltransferase activity. Gene Ontology annotation, biological process: peptidyl-arginine methylation.
GGAGCCGGAUCUAAGAUGGCAGCGGCGGCGGCGGCGGUGGUGGGGCCGGGUGCGGGCGGCGCGGGGGUGGCGGGCCCGGGCGGUGCGGGGCCCUGCGCGGCGGUGUCCGUGUUCCCCGGCGCCCGUCUCCUCACCAUCGGCGACGCGAACGGCGAGAUCCAGCGACACGCGGAGCAGCAAGCGCUGCGCCUCGAAGUGCGCGCCGGCCCGGACGCGGCGGGCAUCGCCCUCUACAGCCAUGAGGACGUGUGUGUGUUUAAGUGCUCGGUGUCCCGGGAGACGGAGUGCAGCCGUGUGGGCAAGCAGUCCUUCAUCAUCACGCUGGGCUGCAACAGUGUCCUCAUCCAGUUUGCCACACCGAAUGAUUUCUGUUCCUUCUACAACAUCCUGAAGACCUGCCGGGGCCACACCCUAGAGCGAUCAGUAUUCAGCGAGCGGACAGAGGAGUCCUCUGCCGUGCAGUACUUCCAGUUUUAUGGCUACCUGUCACAGCAGCAGAACAUGAUGCAGGACUAUGUGCGGACGGGCACCUACCAGCGUGCGAUCCUGCAGAACCACACUGAUUUCAAGGACAAGAUCGUUCUUGAUGUUGGCUGCGGCUCUGGGAUCCUGUCAUUUUUCGCUGCCCAAGCUGGAGCAAGGAAGAUCUAUGCGGUGGAGGCCAGCACCAUGGCCCAGCACGCUGAGGUCUUAGUGAAGAGUAACAACCUGACCGACCGCAUCGUUGUCAUCCCCGGCAAGGUGGAGGAAGUCUCGCUGCCCGAGCAGGUGGACAUCAUCAUUUCAGAGCCCAUGGGCUACAUGCUCUUCAAUGAGCGCAUGCUCGAGAGCUACCUCCAUGCCAAGAAGUACCUGAAGCCCAGCGGAAACAUGUUCCCCACCAUUGGUGACGUCCAUCUCGCACCCUUCACGGAUGAACAGCUCUACAUGGAGCAGUUCACCAAGGCCAACUUUUGGUACCAGCCAUCCUUCCAUGGAGUGGACCUGUCGGCUCUCCGAGGUGCCGCAGUGGACGAAUAUUUCCGGCAGCCUGUGGUGGACACAUUUGACAUCCGGAUCCUGAUGGCCAAGUCUGUCAAGUAUACAGUGAACUUCUUAGAAGCCAAAGAAGGAGAUUUGCACAGGAUAGAAAUCCCAUUCAAAUUCCACAUGCUGCACUCAGGGCUGGUCCACGGUCUGGCUUUCUGGUUUGACGUUGCUUUCAUCGGCUCCAUAAUGACUGUGUGGCUGUCCACGGCCCCAACGGAGCCCCUGACCCACUGGUACCAGGUCCGGUGCCUGUUCCAGUCACCGCUGUUUGCCAAGGCCGGAGAUACGCUCUCAGGGACAUGUCUGCUUAUUGCCAACAAAAGACAGAGCUACGACAUCAGUAUUGUGGCCCAGGUCGACCAGACGGGCUCCAAAUCCAGUAACCUCCUGGAUCUGAAAAACCCCUUCUUCAGAUACACAGGCACAACACCCUCACCGCCCCCCGGCUCCCACUACACGUCUCCCUCUGAGAACAUGUGGAACACGGGCAGCACCUACAACCUCAGCAGUGGGAUGGCCGUGGCUGGGAUGCCGACGGCCUAUGACCUGAGCAGUGUUAUCGCCAGCGGCUCCAGUGUGGGCCACAACAACCUGAUUCCUCUAGCCAACACGGGGAUUGUCAAUCACACCCACUCCCGGAUGGGCUCCAUAAUGAGCACAGGGAUUGUCCAAGGUAACGCGGGUGGAGGCUGGGGUCCUGCGGGUGGGGGCCGGGCCAGCUUGUAUCACUCUGGGCCACCCACCUGCCCUGUCGCCUGCACUCUGUCUCUGAUUCUACCAGGGGCUGGGUGGGCUGGGGGCAACGCUAGCCCCUCAGUGCCCACGCCCUGCCCCACAGGCUCCUCCGGCACCCAGGGCAGCGGUGGUGGCAGCUCAAGUGCCCACUAUGCAGUCAACAGCCAGUUCACCAUGGGUGGCCCCGCCAUCUCGAUGGCCUCGCCCAUGUCCAUCCCGACCAACACCAUGCACUACGGGAGCUAGGCGCAUCGGGCCCUGACAGACUGACAGCACCAGGAAACCAAAUGAAGCCCCUGCCACCCCACCUCUGCCCGGGCGGCUUUCCCCCUUGUACUGGACAAGCCCGAACACCCGGUCACAGCCCUCUUUGCUAUGGGAACUUGAACACUUUUUUACACAAUAUUGCCGCCGCUGCCUCCCCCACCCCCACCCCCUGGCCCUGAGCCCGUGUCGCUGCCAUAUUUUACACAAGAUCAUGUUGUGGGCGCCCUCGUCCCCCCUCUUGCUGUCUCCACCCUGACCUGGCUUUGACAUCUGCUGUAACAGGCGUGUCGGGGCCUGACAGCAGCACCCGGGUGGGGACAGAGGAGGGGAGCAGCUGCCACCACGGCCCAGGCUGCCCAGCCCUGCCCUAACCUGCCCAGCCCGGCCCCUUAGCACCUGCCCCCCUGGUCUGGAAGGCAGCCCAGGUGGGCGGGGCCUCCCCUCCAGUGACCAGGCCUUGGUCACAAUGGGCGUGACAUGCUGCUUUUUUUAAUUUUAUUUUUUUACGAAAAGAACCAGUGUCAAUCCACAGACCCUCUAAAAAGCCAGGCCGGCCGGGCCGAGCCAGCAGCCCCUCUCCCCAGACUCAGAGGCUCAGUGGUGAGGGGCGGCCCGGCCAAGUCUUCGGGGCAGGCCAGGCCUCUGGGGCCCACAGUCCCCUCCCCACCAAAGGGUUCACCUCACACUUGAAUGUACAACCCACCCUGCUGUCGGAAAGGCCCUCCGUCCUUGGCCCCUGCCUCUUGCUGCUGUCCUGUCCCUGAGCCCCUGCAGGUCCCCCCCAACCCCUCAAGAGCUAGAACAGGCGGCCUACAGGCCCUGGGCCUGGGAGGAAGCGUUCCAUUCGCCACUUGGGGCAGACACAGAGAAACCUCAAAGAUCUGUCAUGGAAGGUGACUUUUUUCCUCGUAGCUAACAUUAGGCCUGUGUGUUCCCCAUCAUUCUUCUAGACGCUCCAGUCCCUACAACUAUGAUGGCAUUUUGGUCCCACCCCAGCCUGGGAAAGGACCUUGCAGGGACCUCCCUCCCAAAAAAGAGAAAAAGAUAAAAAAAAUAAACAAAGAAAUGUAUGUUUCAGCACAGGCAGUUUUCUUCUACUUCUGCUCCCCUUAUUUCUAACACCCCAAACUCAGACGCUGGAGCUCAGACCAGGCCCCAAGCCUACUAAGUGUGCACCGCAGGAGGGAUGGGCACAGGCGGGGCUGGGCUGCCCCUCAGCCCUCCCUCCCGUUCCUUGGGCAUAGUAGCGUCAGGGAAAGCCCAAUGGCCCAGAAGGCAGCCCGGGGGGUGCGGGGGCCCAUCCCUGUCCCUGCUCGGCUGCCCCCUCCCCCACCUUUAUAUAAAUUCUCUGAAUCACCUUUGCAUAGAAAAUAAAAGUGUUUGCUUUGUAAUAAAAGUCUGGAAAGUAA